UCUCGACUGACUAUUUUUUUUUUCUUUUGGUAAGUUUUCUUCAUAAAUCAUGAGGACUUAUCUUUUCUGUUAUAUUAUUUUUGGAGGUUCGAAUUUAGAUCGCAUCUUAGAUUUUUUUUUUUUGAGAGGAUAGAUCUUAUCUUAGAUAAUUAUCUAGUUAAUAAGCGAAUAAAGCAUCUACUUUAUCAAAUAUUAUUCAGUUUGUAGUAAUAAUUAAAUUUAUAAUCCAACUUAAAUACGUACACUCCUAGCUAUCCAUCUCCAAAACCAAAAAAGAAAAGAAACACUCUUAUUAUAGUUAUUCAACAAGGUAAACAAACAGAAAUUGAUACGGAUUAGGAUUGUUAUCUAGAAACUCUAUCCUUUUAGAUAACGGGAAACUUAACUAUAUAUAUUGAACUCGAUCCUGAAAACAUAGAUUGAGAACACUACUUUUUUACAACAGUAAAAAUUCAAGGGAGAUCAGAGUAAAAAAAAAAGAUCUAGGAGAAGUUGAAACAAAAACUGAAGGAUGGCGGGUGGAGUAAUAUUCGACGGCGCAAAAGAGGGUAAAGAUUAUCCAGGAAAGCUUACUGCUUAUGUGUUUCUAAGCUGCCUUCUCGCCGCUGCUGGAGGUUUGAUCUUUGGCUAUGACAUCGGAAUUUCAGGUGGUGUUACGUCGAUGCCAAUGUUUCUGGAGAAAUUCUUCCCAUCAGUGUACAGGCAACAGAUGGAGAAUUCAGGGACUAAUCAAUACUGCAAAUUCAACAGUACAAAAUUAACGAUGUUCACAUCCUCCCUAUACUUGGCUGCACUAAUAGCUUCUGUUGUGGCAUCCACUGUCACUAGAAAAUUGGGGCGUAAAAUGUCCAUGUUUUUUGGAGGUCUUCUCUUCUGUGUUGGUGCAAUUAUUAAUGCUGCUGCUCAAAACGUUGCCAUGCUUAUCAUUGGCCGUAUUCUACUUGGUUUCGGUAUUGGAUUCGCUAAUCAGUCAGUACCAGUUUUUCUAUCAGAGAUGGCACCUUACAAGCAUCGAGGAGCUCUAAACAUGAUGUUUCAACUUACAAUCACCAUAGGAAUUCUCAUAGCAAAUCUCCUUAACUACAGAUUUGCCAAGAUUGAGCAUUAUGGAUGGCGAUUGAGUCUCGGUGGCGCCGUGGUUCCGGCUCUUAUCAUCCUUGUAGGAGCUCUAAUCCUCCCUGAAACCCCCAACUCUCUAAUCGAACGAGGCAAACUUGAAGAGGCUAAGAAAAUGUUGCGCAAAAUCAGAGGUGUUGACAAUGUUGAGACCGAACUACAAGACCUAAUUGCUGCUAGUGAGGCUUCUAAGAAGGUUAAACACCCUUGGAGAAGCCUUCUAAAGAAGCAAUAUAGGCCUCCCCUUAUAUUCUCUAUUGCUAUCCCCAUGUUUCAGCAACUUACUGGGAUUAAUGUCAUCAUGUUUUAUGCACCUGUUUUGUUUAAAACAAUUGGAUUUGGGAGCAACGCCUCGCUUAUGUCGGCUGUUAUUACUGGUGGUGUUAAUGUCAUUGCUACUUUGGUCUCCAUAUAUGGUGUUGAUAAAUGGGGAAGGAGGUCUCUUUUCCUUGAGGGUGGUGUUCAAAUGCUCAUUUUCCAGAUCCUAGUGACAAUAUUCAUCGGAUGGAAAUUUGGGGUGACCGGAAAUGCAACAGACUUGCCACAAUGGUACGCCCUACUAGUUGUGGCCUUCAUAUGCAUCUAUGUAGCUGGAUUUGCGUGGUCAUGGGGGCCUUUAGGGUGGCUUGUGCCUAGCGAAAUCUUCCCGCUUGAAGUUCGAUCAGCAGCUCAAAGUAUCAAUGUAUCAGUGAACAUGAUCUUUACGUUUGCAAUAGCCCAAGCUUUCCUUCCUAUGCUAUGUGCCAUGAAGUUUGGCCUCUUCAUCUUCUUUGCCUUCUUUGUUGUGGUGAUGACUAUAUUUAUUUACAUAUUAUUGCCAGAAACCAAGAAUGUGCCUAUUGAAGAGAUGGUGAUUGUUUGGAAGAACCAUAAAUUCUGGAGUAAUUUCAUUCCUGAGGAUGUUAUUCCACCUGAGCUUAAGGUUGAAAUGGUUGAGGGUGGAAAUGUUUCCAAUGAUAAAUCUUUAAGUUAGUUUUUUUUUUUUUAGGGGAUCAUCUUUAAGUAUAGAUACUAUAUGUAUAGUUUUAUUUCAUUUUUAUUGUGUUUGUUCGUGCACUUUUCUAAAAGUAAAUAGUUGUUAAUUAUCAUUUUAA
Beta vulgaris subsp. vulgaris (sugar beet) is the source of this 2210-nucleotide messenger RNA. RefSeq names its product sugar transport protein 1. Gene Ontology annotation, biological process: monosaccharide transmembrane transport. The transcript has 4 exons. NCBI's taxonomy places the organism in Eukaryota, Viridiplantae, Streptophyta, Magnoliopsida, Caryophyllales, Amaranthaceae. The record is from RefSeq and is a predicted model, not a curated record. Gene Ontology annotation, molecular function: monosaccharide transmembrane transporter activity. Bases 512 to 2089 code for a protein of 525 amino acids. Gene Ontology annotation, cellular component: membrane.